AUGGGGUGCAGCUGGCUUUGGUUUCAUCCGCCUUCCAGCGACAUCUGGGCAGAAGCCGCCGAGAGAGCUGCAGAGCUCAUGCGUCUUGAUGCCAGCCAAGGUUUUCAGCUUGAUCACUGCCUGCUCCGAGUCCGUGUCUUCUGCAUGCCAGAGAAAGGCAAGUCCAGCUUCUUACUGUAUUUCAAUGUGCAUCACGCUGCCUUCGAUGCCCUGUCUCAGGCUUUGCUUGAGAAGGAGUUGCUCGAGCUUCUCACCUCCGACACGCCCUGCCCUGCACCAUCGCUGCAGUACUCAGACUAUGCUGUCUGGCAGCGGGCUUUCUUGGCUGCCGGCGAGGAGCAGCGCUGCCUCGACAUUUGGGCCUCGGAGCUCGCAGGUGUUGGCCUCAGCCUUCGCCUGCCCUUCGAUGCCCCGCCUCGGAACGAAGGCACCGGAGCUGGCGAGCUGGCCUUGGCCCCAGUCUCGGAGUGGCCGGAAGAGAGCCUCGCCGCCCUGCGCAAGGCCGCGGCGCAACUGGGAGCCUCAGAGAUGGCCCUGCUGCUCUCGCUGUUUGGACUUGCUCUCGGAUGCCGCUGUGGCCAGGAGGAGCUGCUGGUCGGGAUCCCGGAGGCUGGUCGGAGCAAGACUCCUGAGCUGCAGAAGAUCCUGGGCUGUUUCGUGAACACGCUGCCGAUUCGCUUGCAGCUCUUUGGAGAGGCAUUCGGGGCCGAUCGAGGCUACAGCUUCGGCCAGCUCGUGCAGAGGACUCAGGGCCGCCUGCUCACGGCCCUUGAUGCAGCUGCCCUUCCCUUUCAAAGACUCGUUGCGGAGCUGCGAAAGACCCGGGGAGAGGAGAUGGAUGUCCAGAGCGAGCGGAAUCCCAUCGUCCAAGCCUUCUUCCAGCACGUGAUUCCAGGUCAGUUUGCAGAGGACUCAUUGCGGGAGCUUGCGAGUCAGAAGGGCCUGGAAGUCGAAGACUUUGACUUCGGUCGGAUUACGACGGCAGCCAAAUUCGAAGUCAGUCUUCAGACAUCAGCUUUGGCCAACGGCAUCUGUCGUGUUCGAUGGGAGUUCAUGAGGGAGGUUCUGCCUAGAACCAGCAUUGAGAUCCUGGAUCGCCACUUGCAUGCCAUGACACAACGCUUGGCAGCAUCCGAAUCGCCGGAGAAAAUGCUCACAGCUGAGCUUGGCCUGGCUCCACAUGAUGAGCGACAAGCCUUGCACAGCUGGGCCUCAAGCCAGGCACUGCCUUUGCCCGACCUGCGCGUGGAGGGGCUAUUUCUGCAGCAAGCCAAGCGCACUCCGAAGCAGAGGGCUCUUUCAUCGGACGGGGUCAGCUUGUCCUAUGAAGCUUUGGCAAGGGCGGUUCGUGGAUUGGCAAGAUCGUUGAGCACAGCUCUGAAAGAGGCUCCUGGCCACGACCCGACUCAUCAGACCGUCGUGGCCGUGUUUGCAAAUCGAUGUCAGGAACUCCCGAUUGCUCUGCUGGCCGUGCUUUUGACGGGGGCUUCAUUCCUUCCUCUGGCACCAGAGAACCCCUUGGAGCGGCUGUGUUUCAUGGUGUCCCAGGCCCAGGCAGCGGCACUUCUUAGCACAAGGUCUCUCGCCGAGGCCGGGCUCCGGAUCGUGAGCCAGAGCGACCGCCGGAUUCAGUUCCUCGAAGUUCCGGUCAUUGAAGAUAUGGACCAAACGGAGCAAGCUCCCAUUUCACGUUCUGCAAAGUCAGCGGCGGCUUAUGUGCUCUUCACUUCGGGUUCGACUGGCAAGCCGAAGGGUGUCUUGCUUUCUCACCGGGCACUGCUCUCGCACCUCUUGCCCUACAUUCGCACUCUGGGGCUGAAGGGGUCAGAUCAGGUGCUGAUGACUAGCUCCUUCUCUUUCGAUAUGGCCUACUCACAGAUAUUUGGUGCACUGCUAAGCGGAGCAACUUUGAUGCUGACGAAGGAGAACCCCAUGAUGGAUCCGUCCGAACUCUGGGGAAUCAUGAAAAAGAAGACUGUGACGUUCACAACGGUCGUGCCAUCUGUCCUGUCAGCCAUGGUCCACCUCACAACGGAGCCUUUGGCACUUCCAAGCCUCAGACAUUUGGGCUGCGGUGGUGAAGCUCUGGCGUCUGCUGCGAAGGAAUACUACAGCCGCGCCCCGACAUCCCGGGUGCUAUUGCACAAUCGCUACGGCCCAACAGAGUGUGCCAUCAAUGCUUUACUGUUUGGGCCCAGCCCUUUACAAGAACUCGCGGGGGAAGAUGUGCCGAUCGGCUGGGCCUCAUCCCACCGGCACGUGCAUCUGAAGACCGAAGGAGAGGCCUGCGAGCAAGACCUGUUGAUGCUCGGGUUGGGUGGAGAGCUCUUGCUGGCAGGUCCCGGCCUGGCACAGGGAUAUGUUGCGACACCGAAGCUUACAGAUCAAGCUUUCAGGGAGUCUUCUCGAGGUGCUGGGAAGAGCUACCACACCGGAGAUCUAGUGGCCCGGGAGCACUCCAAAGACGGCCUUCGCGGCUGCCUCCGGUUCUGUGGCCGAAAGGACCUACAGGUGAAGCUGCGGGGCCAGCGCGUGGAGCUGGCAGAGAUCGAGCGCGUACUUUGUCGACACCCUGCUGUGGAAGCCUCUGCUGUGCUCGUUGUGCCGGCAGGGUCAGAGAGCCACGAGAGCUGCAUGCUUGUGGCUGUGGUGUCUGCGGAGAAGGGGAAAUCCUCAAAGCUUUUGCCGGAGCUGCUGGAGAUCUGUGGGAGGAGUUUGCCUGGUUCCAUGGUGCCUCAGCGGAUUCUUUUCUGGCAGACCGCUGCAUGGUCACGCACGACCUCUGGCAAAGUAGACCGCCGAACCCUCGCUGCUUCGGUAGCUGCAGAGCUCAGAAAGGAGCGGGAAACCGGAGAGGAGAAGGUCCCCGCUUCGCAUGGGCAAGAAGAGGACUUACUAGCCAUACUCAGAGAGGUCACUGGCAGGGCGCCGACUUCACCUUCGCAGCCCUUGGAGAACUUGGGCUUAACGUCUCUCUCAGCUGUAAGGGUGGCCUCCAUGGCACUUGAUCGGCAGAUCAAAGUUUCCGUUCGCCAGAUGCUGUCGCCAGGGGCUUCCAUAGCUCGGCUUCUCGAGGAGUCGGCGCGCCUGAGAGUGGAAUCUUCCCACGCCGCCAUCCAGGAAGUGGUGGCCCUCCUAAUGGGCAGUGAGUCAAUCCGCUGGAAGCCUUUGGCACAGUCCGAUGGUCAAGCGGUGUGCGAGGUGUUGGUUUGCCCUGGGGACGGAGGCGCUGGGAUCGAUGGCUACCGUCCCCUGGCCCAGUCGCUGCUGGAGGGUGCGACAGCGGCAGUCAGUGCAGCGGAUGGCUUGCUCAGCGCGGAGUUUCAGCAUGCCGAGAGCUUGGAUGAUUUGGCAGAAGUCUUGCGGCAGAGGUGCACCAGCGAGCACAGGGACUUGAUUCUGUUGGGCCACUCCUGGGGUGCAACGCUGGCGCUGGUGCUGGCGCGUGGCCUCGUGGCUGCCGGAAGGGCUGUGAAGGCUGUUUGGCUGUUGGACCCCUCGGCAGAGCACCUGGCACCGCACUUGCCGACUCAUCCCGUUGCAGAGGAAGCUUUGAGCGACUUGCUGGCGAUGAUGCUGCGCUUGGUGUCUCAGGGCACUGCAGCAGCGUGGGAAGCCGCAAGACAAGUGCUGCAGGACGCAUACCAUGCUGCCUGCAUGGGCAACAUGACCGAUGUGCAGGAGGGUCUGGGUGGCAGUUGGCUGUGCGUGCAGCGUGCCACCACACGCAGGUCUCGCAACCUGGGCUUGCGGCCACUCUCUUUGGGUCCUCUGCCCGUGCCCAUCCAUGUGAUGCUGGCAAGAAGGGAAGGCGAGAGCAGCGCGGAUGCCAUGCGACGCUGUGAAGAAGUCGAGGAUCGACUUGGGCAAAUUUCCACAGAAAUUUCGGUUGCGUGGGCGUGUGGCGGUCACCAUUCAAUGAUCGAGCCUGCCAAUUGCGCUUCUUUGGUGACCGGCCUGCUUCAGUCCACAGACUUCCUGGCCUAUCAAUCUGCAGAGGACCUCUCGCAAGACUUCCACGGCAAGACUACCUUCUCGGUGGGCAAGAUGAUUGGUCAGGAUAGACUCGCCUUGAUUGACCUCAUGGCAUGUGCGCGCUUGAGGACACUGCGAAACUUUGAGCCAUGUCCUUGCGUGCUUUGCACGUCUCCGGAUGCGCGACGUUUCGGCUCCAUCCAUCAGCUCGCAGACGAGCGAAACAUACAGUGGAGCGGCGACUUUGCAGAGUGUCUCUCGAGUCAUCUCUGUGACCUCUUCGGUGCAAGCAGCAAGGAGGAAGCCUCGGCGCGGGAGGCCGAACUGAAGGCGUCCCAACCACGGGCAGGCGUUUGCCCGGUGCAGUGGGGCGAGCAGGACGUCGCAUUUCGGUGCCUGGACUGUGAGCUGGACAGCAAUUGCAUUCAGUGCUGCGAUUGCUUCUUUAAGGCUCAGCAUGAAGGCCACGAGGUGGCAGUGAUUCGGACCGUCGGCGGAAGCUGCGACUGUGGCGAUCCCUCGUCGUGGGCACCGGCAGGCUUCUGCCCAGAGCACUGCGAGACUCCGGAGAGGCAGCACGGGCGGUGUUCUUGA
Molecule: messenger RNA, 4569 nt
Organism: Symbiodinium necroappetens
Lineage: Eukaryota; Dinophyceae; Suessiales; Symbiodiniaceae
Source: the annotation of a GenBank genome assembly